This is a messenger RNA of Coregonus clupeaformis (lake whitefish), 2863 nucleotides long. RefSeq names its product vacuolar protein sorting-associated protein 53 homolog. The coding region runs from base 42 to 2537 and encodes 831 amino acids. Gene Ontology annotation, biological process: retrograde transport, endosome to Golgi. Gene Ontology annotation, cellular component: GARP complex. The record is from RefSeq and is a predicted model, not a curated record. NCBI's taxonomy places the organism in Eukaryota, Metazoa, Chordata, Actinopteri, Salmoniformes, Salmonidae. The transcript has 22 exons.
GUGACCUGCCUCGGCUUUCUGCGGUAGCUAGCUAGCUGUGCAUGAUGAUGGAGGAGGAAGAAUUUGAAUUUGCGGAGGAUUUGGAGGCUAUUUUGCACCUUACUCCAGAGGUGCAGUUGGCCAUCGAACAGGUUUUCCCCAGUCAAGACCCAUUGGACAGAGCAGAUUUUAAUGCUGUGGAAUACAUCAAUACAUUGUUUCCCACUGAGCAGUCACUGGCUAAUAUAGAUGAUGUGGUCAACAAGAUCCGUCUGAAGAUUCGGCGUCUGGAUGACAACAUCAGGACGGUGGUGAGAGGCCAGACCAACGUGGGCCAGGAUGGCAGACAGGCACUGGAGGAGGCCCAGGUAGCCAUCGGCCAGCUCUUUGGCAAAAUCAAAGACAUUAAGGACAAGGCUGAGAAAUCUGAGCAAAUGGUCAAGGAGAUAACGCGGGACAUCAAACAGCUGGACCAUGCUAAGCGUCACCUGACCACCUCCAUCACCACCCUCAACCACCUGCACAUGCUGGCUGGGGGCGUGGACUCUCUAGAGGCCAUGACGAGGAAGAGGCAGUAUGGAGAGGUGGCUAACCUGCUACAGGGGGUGGUCAACGUGCUGGAACACUUCCACAAAUACAUGGGCAUCCCUCAGAUCAGACAGCUCUCAGAGAGGGUGAAAGCGGCCCAAAGCGAGCUGGGGACUCAGAUCCUGGCAGACUUCGAAGAGGCCUUCCCCACACAGGGGUCAAAGAGAGCAGGGGGACCCAGUAAUGUUCUGAGGGAUGCCUGUCUGGUGGCCAACGUCUUGGACCCUCGCAUCAAACAGGAGAUCAUCAAGAAGUUCAUCAGACAGCACCUCUCUGAGUACAUGGUGCUCUUCCAGGAGAACCAGGAUGUAGCUUGGCUGGAUAAGAUUGACCGGCGCUACGCCUGGAUUAAGCGUCAGCUAGUGGAUUAUGAGGAGAAGUACGGACGCAUGUUCCCUGAAGAGUGGUGUAUGACCGAACGCAUCGCUGUGGAGUUCUGCCACAUCACCAGGACGGAGCUGGCCAAAGUGAUGCGGACGCGGGCCAAAGAGAUUGAGGUCAAGCUUCUUCUGUUUGCCAUUCAGAGGACCACCAACUUCGAGGGGCUGCUCGCCAAGCGCUUCUCUGGGUGCACCCUUACCGACUGGUCCGGGGUGAAGAAGCCUGAGACACCACUGGAGUCCACCAACCCUUUCCUGGAGGAUGAGGUUGGAGAAGACGUUUCAGAGAUGGAGGAGGAUCUGGAUAGGCCCAAGAAGCACAAGGCUCCUGACAACCCCUUCCAUGGCAUCAUUUCCAAGUGCUUCGAGCCUCACCUCUAUGUCUACAUCGAGUCUCAGGACAAGAACCUGGGGGAGAUGAUUGACCGUUUCGUGUCAGACUUCCGGGCGCAGGGCCCCCCCAAGGCGGGCACGGAGGACGGUGGAGCGGUGCUGCCCAGCUGUGCUGACCUGUUUGUCUACUAUAAGAAGUGCAUGGUGCAGUGCUCUCAGCUCAGCACAGGGGAACCUAUGAUUGCCCUCACCACCAUCUUCCAGAAGUACCUCAGAGAGUAUGCCUGGAAGAUACUGUCUGGAAACCUGCCCAAGACUAGCAGUAAUAGUGGAGGACUGACCAUCAAGAGUCUGCUGCAGGAGAAGGAGGGUUCAGAGGCUGCGAAGUUCACUGUAGAGGAGCUGUGUCUCAUCUGUAGCAUCCUCAGUACUGCAGAGUACUGUCUGGCCACCACACAGCAGUUGGAGGAGAAGCUGAAGGAGAAGGUGGAUAAGACCCUGGUGGAGAGAAUCAACCUGACUGGAGAGAUGGACACCUUCAGCAAUGUGAUCUCCAACAGCAUCCAGUUGCUUGUUCAGGACCUGGAUGCUGCCUGUGACCCAGCUCUCACUGCCAUGAGCAAGAUGCCAUGGCAGAGUGUAGAGCAUGUAGGUGACCAGAGUCCCUACGUGACGUCAGUCAUCAUGCACAUCAAACAGAAUGUCCCCAUCAUCAGAGAUAACCUGGCCUCCACACGAAAAUACUUCACCCAGUUUUGCAUCAAGUUCACCAACUCGUUUAUUCCUAAAUUCAUCAACCACCUGUUCAGGUGUAAGCCUAUCAGCAUGGUGGGGGCUGAACAGCUUCUCCUGGACACCCACUCCCUGAAGACGGUGUUGUUGGAUCUGCCCUCUAUAGGGUCUCAGGUGGUCCGCAAGGCCCCAGCCAGCUACACCAAGAUAGUUGUGAAGGGGAUGACCCGCGCUGAGAUGAUCCUCAAGGUGGUCAUGGCCCCCCAUGAACCCGCCGUGGUUUUUGUGGAUAACUACAUCAAGCUCCUUGCUGAUGGGAACCCAGAGACCUUCCAGAAAACUCUGGAUAUGAAGGGGUUGAAGCGCAGUGAGCAGAGCAGCAUGUUGGAGCUCUUCAGACAGAGGUUACCCACUCCACCAUCAGGGGCCGACGGAGGCCCCUCUCUCUCCUUCAGCACCCCCACCCCCGAGCAGGAGAACUCGCGCAUACGCAAACUGGAGAAGCUCAUCAAGAAGAGACUCUGAGCGUGCACACACUCACACACAUCACCAUACCACACACACAAAUUAUUCCAGUAAUUCAUCUCAAAUACUUUUUCCUGCUCUGUUCAAUCAUAACGGAGAAUUGCAGGCAGAGUAAAGACAUGAUUGUCUCAUUUUUGUUAGGCGCAUUAAUAUGACCCUCAUGAUUUCAAAGUCAACUGUCAGAUUAUGAAGAAAUGUCCUCAGCUGCAGUAAGCUGUUGGCACAUACGACUUAUUUACUUCUGUAUUUCUUUUCUGCUUCUCUUUUUAUGACACUAAAUACCCGAGCUUUGUAAAUGUCAUUAAAUGUAGACUAUAUCAUACACA